Messenger RNA from Microthlaspi erraticum, 1236 nucleotides. NCBI's taxonomy places the organism in Eukaryota, Viridiplantae, Streptophyta, Magnoliopsida, Brassicales, Brassicaceae. The record is from the annotation of a GenBank genome assembly.
AUGACGACGUCGAUGUCGAAUCUUCCAAACCACUUGGAGGAGGAGAUUCUCUCUAUGAUUCCUCUCAGUUCCAUGAGAGCAGUGCGCUUAACUUGCAAAAAGUGGAACACUUUAUUCAAAAGCCGGAGCUUCACAACGAUGCACAUUGGUAAACAAGAAGCAGCAGCAAAGGAAUCAGAGGAGUCUCGGAUGGUCGUGAUGAUGGAUUACAAUGUUUGUUUAACGAGCGUCGUCUUCGUCAAUGAAAACGAAAACCCAUUAACGAAGCCUCUAGGUAAACUUACUUUGUUAAACAACGAACAAGUCAAGAUAUCUCAAGUCUUUCACUGUGAUGGUCUAUUGUUAUGCAUCUUGAAAGACGACGAUACUAGGUUUGUGGUUUGGAAUCCGUAUUUAGGGCAAACAAGGUGGAUCGAAACCCCACAUACUUAUAAUCAGUACAAAUACAAGUACGCUAUCGGAUACGAGAAAAAUAAAUCUUGUCGUAGCUACAAAAUCUUGAGGUCUAGGGAUAUCUACAUCGCCAAUCCCGGUUACAUUAAAUGCUACUCUGAAAUCUAUGACUUUGACUCUAAUUUAUGGACGAGUAAUAAUGUGGUGAGUGUAUUUUGGCAUGUAAGGUUUUGUGAUCGUCGCGUGACUCUCAAGGGAAACACAUAUUGGUGUGCUGAACACGGCAGAAGAGAUAUCACUCACACUGUGUGUUUUGAUUUCACGACAAAUAGAUUUGGGCAGCUUCGAGAUCUGCCUUUUAACGAUCCGUAUGACCAGCUUGUGACACUAUCUUGUGUGAGAGAUGAGAAGCUUGCGGUUCUAGUUCAGUCAACGGUAACAUAUGUGAUAGAUAUAUGGAUUACGGAUAACUUGGAGGAAGAAAAAGUGGUGUGGAGCAAGUUCUUGAGUGUGGAUUUGGGACCACUCACUGACUUGAGGAUUUCAGAUGGGUGUUUCUUCAUUGAUGAGGAGAAGAAAGUGGCCAUGGUUAUUAAUAAAGAUAGAGAAGAAAGAUUAGAUACCCUGAAAAUAUUUGGAGAGGAUGGAUACUUUUAUGAAUUGGAACUCGGAAAAUCUUCAGACAAAAAAAAGUGUUGGCCGGUUAUGUGCUCUUACGUUCCGAGUUUAGUGCAAGUCAAGCUACCUGAAGUAGGCAAAAGGAAGAGGAAAAGGCGCAAGAAGGUGGCACAAAGGAAUAGGAAAAGGCGCAAGAAGGUGGCACAAAGGAGAAAACGAGAUUGA